Molecule: messenger RNA, 4729 nt
Organism: Cotesia glomerata
Lineage: Eukaryota; Metazoa; Arthropoda; Insecta; Hymenoptera; Braconidae
Product: DENN domain-containing protein 2B-like
Exons: 7
Coding region: 606-4688 (1360 amino acids)
Source: RefSeq, a predicted model, not a curated record
GGUCAUACAAUUAUAUUCUAUAUAACGAUGAAUUAUGGUAACAAAAAAAAAUAUUUAUAGAGCACCGUUGAACUUAAUUUAAAUAACGAGUACAACACUCGUUCUAAAACGUCCAAUUCUAUCCUUCAGCCAACUCUAUAAUCACUCUACAUGCAUAUACCGUCGUACAUACACGCUGUUCAGCAGUCAGUAGCUUCAAGUAAUACUUACAGCAUAUAAUAUAAAUAUACACAACGUAUCAUAUAUUCUAAUUCUGUUUUAUCUUUCUAUUCUUUCAGUGCGCAAUUUAACACGCAUUUUAUCGUUGACACAAAAGUUAUUUUCAAUUAUUAUUAUCAGGAUUAAAGUUUAUGUAUAUGUAUAUUAUCAAGCUAUUAAAUAAAAUAUAGCAUGACUUAACUUGUUGUCGUGACGGUUUUGUAUUUUAAUUUAUUUUUUAAACUUAAGGUGAAUGUAAUUGUGUAUACUAAAUGUAAAGACGACAAUUAUUCGAAUCUACAAGCGAAAGUUUUUAGAGUGAUUUAAAAUCCAGGAUUCAGUUUGAUUGAUGUAAAAAUACCGAUGUUUAAUUGAGCGUGAAUAAAGUGAAAGUUAAAGGCUAAAAGAUGUCUUACUUGACGUCUGAAAAUGGCACGAUGGUUAAUAUGAUAAAGCAAAAGUUUGAGCAAAACUUGUCUACUAAAACUUCAAUUGAAAACAACACUAAAGAUAAUCAUGACAAUGAGGAUAAUGACCAGAGAGAACAAUUACGCAGAUCACUAAGUGCUUCUCCAGUUAAAAUAAAAAAAAACUUGAAGCUAAAUGUCACGAGACAGUUAUCGAAUCCUGGUAAAAAUAUUAAACGAACGCCGGCUUUCAGGGGAGACAAGCUUACAAAGAUAAGAAACUUGCAUUCGCCGUCCAAGGAAAAAGUAUUUUCCAUAGUUAAUCAAAAUGUUAAAAUAUUCGAAGAGAAACCAGAGUACGGUAAGCUAGGUAAGGUCAAAAAAAAAUCUAUAGAAGAUGAUGUUGAUGCACAAGAUAAAGAUUUUGAUGUUGUAGAUUAUGGUGAUAAAAAUAAGUACGAGUAUAAAAGUAUUAAGAACAGUAAUCGGCCACCGUUGACCAAAGAGAAGAAGAUAACUUGUGAAAAUUCUGUUAAAACAACUGUGAUCUCACGACAGAAAAAUAUAUCACCUAUUUAUAAUUUAGAUUAUGAUUUUGGUCAAGCAUCAAAAUGUCUUAAUACUACUAAUGAUCAUCUUGUUUCAUUUAAUAACUUACAAAAAAAAAAUCCAACUCAAUUUGACAAAUUUAUAAUGAAUGGUGCUGAGUAUACAAAAGUAAUAAAAUCAAAGGGUGUUAAUGAUAAAAGUAUAAAAUCUAAUGAGUUUACUCAAGAUAAUGACGGAGAUAAUACCAUGAUAGACAUUAGAGAGGAAUUAUCACGACGAAAAUCAACGAAGCUUGAGAAAGAUAAGUAUAAUAAUAAUUCGUGUGAAGCAACUAUAAUUAUCCCAGCUGCUUCUUCAAAGUCUGAUGAUGAAUCAACUGAUGAAUUAACCGACAGACUGAAAGCAGCAUUAAAAGCUCCACUGCCAUCUGGUCCUCCACCAAAAAAACCUCCCAGGACUUUUGCUCACUGCCCGGUAAGUCGAAGAUAUAAUUUAGAUGCUGAAGAAAAUGUUAAAUCUUUGUGGACCCGUGAUAGACUAAAUUCUUGUGGAAAAAAUAUCGGACUCGAUGUAACUGGAUCGUCAAAAUUUGUAAGGAAUUAUGAAGUUAUUCCUGGUGAUGAAGAUAGUAGUGAAGCAGAUAAUGGCAAUGAUAACGAUGAUGAUAAUGAUGAUGAUGAUGAUGAUGAUGAUGUUGUUUCUGGGUCUUCAAAAGACCGGGUAAGAAUAGGAGAGAAAGAAACUGGACUAAGCUCAGCACACAAUGUACAAAAUUUAAAUAGUGCAUUGCCCAGUAAAAAUAGUUCAGCAUUAAAUGACAUUAAAGAACAUUCUCCCACGGCAUCAACGAGUUCCGUUAAAUGUCGCACCGUUCGUGACUCGAAGAAAAUGUUGGAAAAACUUGAAACUGUGUUAAUUCAACAUCAAAAAGCCCUGGGACCAAAAGUUAUAGUACCUAGAAAAGAAAAAUUCGAAUUAGACAUGCAUUUUAAUAAUAAUAUCAGCAUUAAUAAUAAGAAAAAUCAAAAUUAUUUGGACAAUAUUGAAAAUACGGAUAAAAAUAAAUUUUUCAACAGGUUAUCUCGUACAUUAGAUGAUCCUAAAAAAGGAAAUAAUGAAAGUAAGAAUUCAGAGUCAAAAACACGUAAGCACUCGACGUUUGAUUGUUUGCCAUAUUUAAAUUGUGCGAGUCCAAUGAUGUAUGAACAGCCGAAUUUUAAAACAUAUUUUACAGAAUCAUCCUCGGUGUCAUUAAAUGGAUUGAAGUCUAAAUCUGAUGACGUUUUAAACAAUUCAAUUUCAAAUAUUUUAUCGAGUAGUAAUGAUUUUUACGAUCAGCAAUUGAGUCCAGCUGCUAAAAGAUUAUCAACAGAAUUAACGACAUUUCUUGACGGUAAACGGCGACAAAGUAAUUCAUCAGCUAAAAAUGAAGAGCGUAUUUAUGCAGAGCCAUUUUCAUUUGAUCAAAAAAGCGGUACAGAUAUUAUGGAGUUAAGUAAAUUAUCACCGGAAGAGCACAAUUAUUUGUCCCAUAAUUGGCAUCAGUGUGACAAUGGAUUUAUUAGUAAUCAAAAGCGGCAAAAUACUUCUGAUGAAUCGCUAUCCUUUCCGCCGAAAGAAAAGAAGAGAGAACCCGAGUUGCAUUAUAUGUGUACACCAAUAGAUCCACUUCUUUUGGAAAAUAACAAUAACACAUCAAAAACUAAGGAGUUGGACAAAUUAUCACAAGAUAUUAAUUUUCAUACAUUUCUCAAUAAAUCAAAUUCAUUGUCUAGAUCAUUUUUGGAUGGGCCAAGUCAAAUUAAGGUGGAGCAGCUAUUGAAUCAAGCAUUCGGACAGAGUACGAUGGCUGGAGUGGAGAUAUCGACUGACUCAAACACUUCUUCGGACACAGACUCUAUAGCCUCUACACCCUCAUCAGCCAACGACGAACUGUCAAGCUUCAAUGAAAAAUUACGAUUGUUUAAGCACCGAGAAAACAGCACCAGUAAAACAAAUAAAGAAGAAUUGCAUCGUAGUCUUACUGAAAAAAGGAAACUUUAUGUUAGGCAUGUUUCUAUAAAAUAUUCGGAAAAACAUGAGACUAGCCUUCGAGACCGACGUGAUAAACUGUUUGAUGUCUGUUUGCUUGUCGAGCUCAAUUUAUGUACUAGAGAACCGUACAUCAAAGAUAAAUAUCCUAUAUAUGCAAAAGCGCCAGCAUGGAUUGAAAAUUUUUGUUUUCCUGACGCUCAAGAUUGGCCAUCAUCAGACUCAAAUCAAAAUCAAUUUUAUUCUCUAUUUUUGAUGGACGAUAAAGGUGACUGCAGGUACGGUUAUUGUUGCCGAGUUAAACCAGAAGGUGGACCGAUACUACCACUGGCUUACUGUAUGAUUACUAAAUUUCGAGCCAGUGGAUUUUAUCACAAAGUUUUAUUAGAACUUGAAUCGCGACACGGAUUACCUGAUAAAAGACGUAGAAAAUUUAUUGAAGAUUUGUAUAAUAGUCCAAUGCCAAAGCCAGGCAAUUGUAUUAAAUUAACAACUGAUAAAAUAGAAAUAUUAACCGUUAGUAGCCAUAACAAUAAUUUUAUGAGCAAUGACAAUGACAUUUGUUCAACUGAUAGUGAAACGAAUGGUACAAAUGAUGUCAUAUUAAAUAAUGAACAUAGAUCCGUUAAAGUAGAACCUGGCUCGCCAGAGAAAAUAAUUGUACGUUCAGGUGAUCCUAGAUUAGAAGAAAAAGACAUGAGUCAAUUAUUUGACGCCGUAAGCAAUAAAGUACUUAUAUUUUUAUUUGGUACUUUAUUAUUGGAACGCCGUGUCGUUCUCGUUUGUGAAAAACUAAGCAAACUGUCAUCGUGUGUUGAAGCGCUGCAAAGUUUACUUUAUCCAUUCAAUUGGCCGCAUACAUUCAUCCCCGUUCUACCCGAUAUUCCAGAGCUAUCUGAAAUUUUACAAGCACCGCUGCCGUUUGUUAUUGGUAUUUUGAAGUCCAAAAAUGGAGCAAAUAUUCAAGUGGACUCUGUACAAAAUGGAAUUGUUAUUGAUCUCGAUACGUCGAAAGUCCUUUGUGCAGUGGGAGAUGAGUCAACUAUUUUGCCGUCACGACUGCAAAAAGGAAUCCGGUGUGCAUUGCAAUUGGUAUCGAGCAAUGUCAGGCCAGCUGAUGGAAUCAGAAAUUUUCUUGUUUCUGAAGCAUUUCUUCGGGUGUUUGUUGAAACUUGUAUACACUUUGAUAAACAUUUAGUUACACAGCAAGAUGGUAAAAUUAUUUUUCAGAAAGAAUCAUUUGUUAAAGCAUCCCCUAGUAAAACUUACAGAUAUUUCCUCGAGUGGUUUGUAGAAACUACAAUGUUUAAUACAUUCGUGACGGAUUAUAUUGCCCACAUCGAAGGUACCACAGUCCACGACUACUAUAAUAUUAAAUUAUUCAUCCAAAGAGUUGCGGAAUAUCGAAAAUCUGCCGAAACAAAUUCACAAUCCAAGAAGUUUUUGUCUAAAAAAAAAACUUUUGGUGAUCGUCUUAAAGAUUUAACAAAUUUUUACACUUAAAAAAGGUAAAAAGGUCGGUAUAAUUAUUAGACAUCAUCAAU